AUUGUCUGCUCACCAUCUACUCGUAGGAGGCAGCAGGGAGCUUCUGGUGCCCUGGCCAUGACGGUGGAGCGUGAGAGUCUGUCCUGAGGCGCCGCGAAAUUUUGGCGAGAAACAAAUUUCGGUGCGCGAGACGUGAACUGACGGGUGGGUGGGUCAUCGUAAUCGGGGCUGGUGUGAGGCCGCGCGCGAGGAGUGAGGUGUGUGCUGCGACUGUCCUCCGCCUCACCACGCCCUUCCUGCCCCCGCUGGUGCUCCAGUGACACAAUACUCGACUCACUCCACAUAACAAGAGUCGCUGCGUCUGACUGCACGACUCCUGCAGCUGCUGAGGCCUGUUGGCAGUGCGUGGAGCUGCGUCUGCCUCCGCGGCGUGUGUCUGGCUGCUGGCGUGUGUGGCUUGUGGUGCGUGUAACGUAGUGUGGAGGGGCCGGACCAUCGACUUUCGGGGACUGUCCUCCUGAGUGGGUGCCACCGCGUAGCGUGAAGGAGGCAUCACAGCCAUGGAGAGUGCCCAAGGUGUCGGACAUGCAUUUGAAGGAGAGCAACGUGACUUUGGGCGGCAUCCGUCUGCUGAACCCAAGCGAUGUAGCGACGCAGCAUCUUACAACGCAGCAACUCAAUAACAACAACAACAGCAGCAACAGCAACAGUAACACUAACAACAACAACAGUGAACGCAUCUCUCCCACCUCCACCACUAAGGAUUCUCAUCACCUGCUAAUUAUCAACACAGGGUCGGCGGCGGCCAGCGGUGACCUGCUCGACGGGGACCAUGGCAUGACCGCGGCUCUCUCCUCCUCCCUGCCAGACCUCUCAGAAAACGGGAGUUGCAGCAGUGACCGCCUGCACCACCCAUCCAUCUCGUCGGGUCUCCACCGGCCCACGCGCCUGCCAGUCUCCUCCUCCCUCGGCUCGCUCUCCUCUUUCGAGAACGACGAGUCUGACCUUGAGUCGUACAGUUCCCUGGAGGUGGACUUGACCCGCGGGGGCGACACUCCAGACCCGCGCACCGCCAAGGACAGGUCCUUGCUGGACUUUGAGGUUCUUGGAUCGUUGUGGCCGCGGCCCCUCUGGACGGGCGAGUGUGCCCCCGCGCCGCGCCUCACCAACGACCUCAGCCCCGACGCCCACGGCCGCGGCGCCAACAAUGUGAACGAGCUGAGCGAGUGUGGCACCUACGUGAAGACUUUCUAUGACAAACCCAAACUCAUCCUAGGGAGCGAGGCGCCGCUAGCCAAUGACCCGGGCGAUGACAACGGCAACGUAGGCUGGUGUGACAGCAGUAGCGGCAGAAGCAGCAGCAGCAGCAGCAGCCCGGCGCGGGGGGCGUGUGGCUCCCCUGCGGCGGCCCCGGACUACGCCUCCGAGGACGAGAACCCGUCAGACAUUGAACAGAAGAUGGCAGAGACGAAAGUGAAGAUGAACGACGCCAUUUUGUCCAACGGUAAGGAGGAGCUUCAGCUGCACGGGAGGAAACUGAAGCACUUCAUCAAGCACCGGGAACUGCGGGACUCCUGCAGCGGCGCCAGCAGCGUCAUGCUGGCCAACAACAAUAACAACAACAACAACAAUACCCUGAAGCAGCCGGGCUCCCUGAAGCUCAGCGACACGGCCGGCGACGAUGACAACCGUUUCUGCGCCGUGCCGGAGAGUCCCAUCGUGGACGCCUACGAGAAGGAGUGCCUCGACGUGCCGGAGAAGAUGGUGCGGGAGCUGGAGACGCACACCAAGGAGGGCGGCGCCACGGACGACUUCAUCCCUUGCAAGAAGGAAAAGAUGGAGAUCAACGAACUCCACAAGAAGUGCCGCAACGUGGAGACCCCUGCUGAUGGCGCCCCCGCCCCGCAGCCCCCCGCCACGCCCCCCCUGUGCCCCAUCAGAAGGCUCGACACAAGUGCAAACAAAGAAAACUCUGCCCCAAAUGCCCCAGAGACAGAGAAGCCUCGUGGAACACGCGUCAGCUUCAGCGGCGUGGAGGUGGCGUCCUUCCGAAGAGACAGUCCCCAGAGAAGGAGAGAUCGAGUGGCGCACAGACGGUCGGUGCCUCAAGCCUCACCCAGCCCGGCCGCCAGGGAGAGGGCCAAGCUGGGCUCCCCGGACGGUGGGGAGUUCGAUGUCUACACCAUGGAGGCCGCGAUGCCGAAGAUUGACUGGGACACGAUCGAGGCACAUCUACGGGCCACGAAGGAAGAGGAAAGAAGGCGUCGCAAUGAUCGAGAGGAAAUCCGCCGCAAGUUGGCCAUGGGGCUGGAUGAGGACCAGACCUCUGACCGGCCACACCGCAAGCCUUCACUACAUUCCCGGCUUCAGAGUGGCAUGAAUCUUCAGAUCUGCUUUAUGAAUGAAACUGCAAGUGACUGUGAGAGUCAGUGCUCAGACACAGAGAGCACGCAAGACAGGGAAGGAGAUGUUGAGAGAGUGUCUGUUGGAUCCUCAAGCAGCAAGUGCUCAACACCCCACACAGGCAGAAAUAGUUCCUCUCAGUCUGAAUCUGACCUGCGAGAGGAAAAUUUCUUUGCCCGUCAAGCACAGCUGCAGCAGGAAGCUCGCCUAGCACUGGCUCAGGCCAAGGAAAUGGCUCGGAUGCAGAUGGAGAUAGAAAAACAGAAUAAGAAGAAAAGCCCCAUUGCUGAAGUGGUGAGGGCAAGCUUCAACAAGAUUGGUGUUCCAUUCCCCGACAGCAAAAGAAGGAUCAGCCGACAGAUCUUGACGGACAUGAAUGUUGCGCAGCUUCAGGUUAUUGUCAAUGAUCUCCACACGCAGAUAGAAAGCUUGAAUGAAGACCUCGUAACAUUCCUGAUGGAGAGAGACGACCUCCACAUGGAGCAGGACUCCAUGCUGGUGGACAUUGAAGAUUUGACAAAGCACAUUGGUGCAAAAGAACUGAGUUUGCGAGGAGGAAGCAGCCACGAGAGCUUCAAGAGCCUGACCAUCACGCCACCAGGCAAAACCAAGACCAACUCAAUGAGACUAAAAGGUAUUGCCAAGAAGUGAUUCAGCAGCCACCCAGCAGCCCAGCGCUGCCAGGAAACAUUGAUAGUUGUGUGCUAUUGACUGAGCAUAGGGAUUUGUAUUAUAUAUAGUUUCUGCUUUUCUGAGAGAGAGAGAGAGAGAGAGAGAGAGAGAGAGAGAGAGAGAGAGAGAGAGAGAGAGAGAGAGAGAGAGAGAGAGAGAGAGAGAGAGAGAGAGAGAGAGAGAAUCUCUUUAAUGUAUACUUUUUUGUUUUCUCUGCAUGGCACACCAUUUUUUUCUUUGGUAAGAUCUUGGGUGAAAAUGUGGUUGAUGAGUUGUUUAGUCAACUUGGCUUUAAUUUCCACAAAUCAUAUUAUGUACAUUUCCAUCUUAAUCACUUGAAUUCAAUCAGUAUUCUUCCAUGAAACUGAAAGCAGUUUAUUUGCAGUUUACCAUAAGAAUAAGCUACACAAAAGUCAUGGGAUAUUGGUAUUCUAUUUUGCAAGAGGUAAUGAUUUCAUAUUUUAAGCUCCAUUACCUAAAAUUUGUUUGUGAUAUUAUUUGCUUAGUAAACCAUAAAACUGCCAAUCUGUUUUGCUCUGUGUAUAAUUGUGGAUCCUGAGUGUCUGAAAAGACGAAGCGUCGUAACAUUUAAGAUGGUGACAUCAAAAAGCGAAUGAAAUUUUCAUAUUAAUCCAUAAAUGGUAUGUUGCUCCUAGUAGGUAUAGACACUGGUGGUGAUCUGUGAUAGAGUGACUGAAGCGUAGUGUAAGGUAAGGGCCUGAACACAGAGGUGGCUUACGAAGGAGCAGUAAAAUUAUAAGGCUGGCUACUAAUGUUUACAUUGCUUGCUAUUACGGAUGCUACGAAUGCAAGCCUUCACUACACGUGUGACAACCAACUGUGGAAGAGGAAUGGAGAGUUUUAAACAGGAUGGCAAAACCUGUUGAUGGAUAGAUUAGAUCAUGGCAAUAGAUUAAUAUAAAUGUUUGUUUACAGUCAGCACUAUUCUAGCAACACUGUAACACCUGGAGUUGUGGUGCUUGCUAGAAUCUUCUCAUUAAAGUAGUCUGCGUGAACUUGAGGUCAUCUUCUGUUCCCAUGCAUAGUAUAUUACAAUAAAAUACUCAAGGUCACAAAUUUAGUAGAAGCUAAAAUUGUUUGUAGCUGAGCAGAUAGUGGCAGCCAGUGGAUGGCUGGCACACUUACUAUAAAGAAGACUCAUGGUUUUCCUUACUGUGCAACUUUCUAUAUUAAUGUAAAAAAUACUUAAAUGUAUAAAUUGGUCUCCAGGUUACUGUGACUCAAAAAUUUGCAGCAUCUAGAGACUUGCAUCUGUCCAUUAAUUAUACCUUUAAGAAUUACUAUAUUGUAAUCCUGUGGCAGGUGCCACAGGUGUUUAGAUUAUAGUUUAGAUGAUUAAUCUGUGGAUCAUAGAAUUGUGUAUAUUAUGUGCAGAUUUAUAAAUAUAUUUAUUUUGUCCCUAUGUAAAUAAUUUUGCAGCUGGGUAUAUAAUUUUUGAUGUCAAUCACAGUAAAGUUCACUGUAUUCCGUGAUUUCCUCAGCACAAAGAUGCUACUGUUCUCUAGACCUUGUCAGCCCCUUGUGGCUCCAGCAGAGUUUGUAGCUUGGCGACAGACUCAAGUGCAUCAGUUCAGCAACCAUGACUUUCGGAAGGUUUCAUUGCAUGUAAUGAGAGUAAUAUGUAGGAAGUUAUCCUUCUCUGAAUAUACUAACUACUGGAAAGCUUGUUUGUUCUUUCCCAUCACAGCUCAGCAAGAAGUGUUGUGUGACUGUACUAUAUCCCUCCUAACAACCAUGAAUUGCUUCAGUGCAUAAUGAUAUUUCAUUUGUAGGUAUUCUAGAGAACUACUAUGGAACAAGAAAUCAAGCUCCGUGUUCAUAAAACUACUCUGUCAGUGGUAGAAUCUUGCCAUGUGAUCCUCACAUUGUGAUCGUUUUCUUCAUCCAUGAACUAAUUAACAGCUUUUAAUGUAUGUUUCUGCAUUCUAUGAAUAUAUCUGAAUCAUGAGCAUCAUAUGGGAAAUUAUAAUGUGAAGGUGAUGCGACUGAGACACCAAUGGUGUUUCUAAUUUGAUGGUGGCAAUGUAAAGAGAUGUGGUGAUGAGUUGUUGGUGUGAAGAGUGUGGAGUAAGUGUGUGUGUCAGGAACCCCGUGGAGAGUGAACAAGUAAGUCACUGGCAGGAAUGGAAACAACUUAACGAGCCUCACCUGUUCAGAAAAUUCUUGUGUGCUCAGAAAGUAUGGCCUUUCUUGUUUGUUUUUUUCAGUUUUUGUUUGUCCUGUAUAAUAAUAAAGUGUGUGUUUGUGCGUACUAUUUUUUUUUUUUGGCAAAUCAAUAUUCUGUGUUUGAGCCCAGUCUUCCACAGAGAGUACAAGUAGUAAGUGAUGUUGCAGUGGGGGGAUUUUCUUUCUUUCCCUCUCCUUUUCAGCCAAGCCUUUCAUUGUGGGUUUUGAAGUGUGGAGCAGAAGGGCUGGCAGUUAUUAAAUGCCAGCCAUGGAAGCCUAUAGUAAGAUGAGGCAGCUUGUCCAAACAGUGGAGGAAAAAUGUUUAUCGCAAUGUGCUGUUGUUUACCUGGUAAUGCAAUGUUAUACUGGUUGGUUGCUGGAACUGUGAUCAUUACCUGGCCUCUUACUAAUGCAUGUGGUUUUGUCAUCGUUUUAUAGAUUACAAAGGUGACUAGGAUAUUCGUUUAUGAUUUCAAGUGAUUGUUUUUCAUUCAUACCUCACAUGAAAGGAGCAACACAGAGGUAUUAUCACUCAUAUUUCAUGGAGUCAAUGUACUUUAUAGAUUUCAAAGCUAAUCUAUUGCUGGUAUGAUAUAUAAUUUCUUUUUUUAUAUAACGAGUAGAAGUAACAAUCUGAGGACCUAUUGGCAGAUUUGAAUGCAGUGUAAUGCGGAGAGGAGAGGAUCGUGGAGGCUGACUGUAGACUUAAGAAGGGGCGAAUGUACUCAGUUGCAGCGAUUUUGCCUCGUGUUGAGUUCCAAAGGGAUAAUAACAGGCUUUACUUGCUCUAACUUUACUCCUGUGAGAUACAUAAUGUCACUCUGCCAGCACAACCCUGAAGCCUUCAUGUAGAGUCCCUCAGCCUUUUAUUUGCCUAACAAGGUUGCUGUACAUAUUUGUUUCAAGUAAAAGUUCACCCAAA
Eriocheir sinensis (Chinese mitten crab) is the source of this 6124-nucleotide messenger RNA. It is a transcript of the gene Schip1, whose product is annotated as schwannomin-interacting protein 1-like. NCBI's taxonomy places the organism in Eukaryota, Metazoa, Arthropoda, Malacostraca, Decapoda, Varunidae. The record is from RefSeq and is a predicted model, not a curated record. Gene Ontology annotation, biological process: positive regulation of hippo signaling. The transcript has 13 exons. Bases 526 to 2994 code for a protein of 822 amino acids. Gene Ontology annotation, cellular component: plasma membrane; cell junction.